Messenger RNA from Periconia digitata, 1501 nucleotides. Lineage: Eukaryota; Fungi; Ascomycota; Dothideomycetes; Pleosporales; Periconiaceae. The record is from the annotation of a GenBank genome assembly.
GAUGGAUGAGGUAAUAUUCCAAAACACACGGAAAAUAAAUAAAAAAUACCAGCCAGCCAGCGUGCGCGUGUUUUGUGCAGCGCUCGGCCAAUCAGGGCCGCCCGAGCCAGUCCUGCCUGUCUGUCUGCCUGCCUGGCCGCCCGCCCGCCAGCCGCCGUUCUUGCCUGCACGCACUCACGCACGCACGCACUCACCCACCCGCCUACCGCUUUACCCUUACUUACUUACUUACUCACUCACCUCUACCCACCUCGUACCAACAACAACCACAACACCACCACCACCGACCCAUCCACCCACCCACCCACCUACCUACCUUUUCUCCCUCCCUAUCCCAACCAACACCGCAUAUCCAUUUCCAAAAUGGCCAACGAGGCCUUGCUUGCGCGAGAGCAAGACUUUCCUCGCCCGGCUCUGCGAGCAGGCUGAGCGCUACGAUGAGAUGGUCACUUUCAUGAAGGAAGUCGCAAAGAUUGGCGGUGAAUUGACCGUCGACGAGCGCAACCUCCUCUCCGUUGCCUACAAGAACGUAGUCGGCACGCGACGUGCUUCGUGGCGCAUCAUCUCGUCCAUCGAGCAGAAGGAGGAGUCCAAGGGCUCUGACAAGCACGUCAACACCAUCCGCGAGUACCGUAAGAAGAUCGAGGAGGAGCUUGAGCAGGUCUGCCAGGAUGUCCUCAACGUGCUCGACGACUCCCUCAUCCCCAAGGCCGAGUCCGGCGAGUCCAAGGUCUUCUACCACAAGAUGAAGGGUGACUACCACCGUUACCUCGCCGAGUUCGCCUCUGGUGAGAAGCGCAAGGUCGCUGCUACUGCUGCCCACGAGGCCUACAAGUCCGCUACGGAUGUCGCCCAGACCGAGCUCACUCCCACGCACCCCAUCCGUCUCGGUCUGGCCCUGAACUUCUCGGUCUUCUACUACGAGAUCCUGAACUCCCCCGACCGUGCUUGCCACCUCGCCAAGCAGGCCUUUGACGAUGCCAUUGCCGAGCUCGACUCGCUUUCGGAAGAAUCCUACCGCGACUCGACUCUGAUCAUGCAGCUCCUCCGCGACAACCUGACCCUCUGGACAUCGUCGGAUGGCGCCGAGGCCGAGACCUCGGGCGAGGGUGCCGCCGCCACCACCCCCGCUGGAUCCAAGGAGGAGCCCGCCAAGGCCCCUGCUGCCGAAGCUGAGAAGCCCGCUGAGCCCGCCGAGGAGACACCUGCUGCCCCCGCGGCCGCCUAAACACUUUUCCCUCUUCCCCUGGCCUUGUGUACCUUCACUAGUCACCCACGUCAAGUUUCGGGUAGAAGGAGGCGACUGUCUCGGCAACGAGCGUCUUUGGAGUUGAGUGUGUAUGUGUGUGUUUAAAAUCGGAUUUUCAGCGAGCGGACGGAUUCCCCCCCUACGACUUAUGUGUUUUCCUCUCUCCCAACCAGCACAACCCCCUUUCGACGUGCACGCUGCGGCGGACCGGCUGUUUGGUGUUCUCAGCGCCCCCCUCUGCUGCGUCUCCAU